UGAGCGCGCGCGGUGCGGUGUUCUGUGCUGCAGUACUGGAGGCGCGUAAACGAGGGCACUAUUAGAUUAUGUACGGUACGGAGCGCGCGCGAGGCUCAAGCCGUUCCGCUUUCUAACGCUAGGAGCCCAAGCGGCGGCGGCGCGCAGCCUCCAAGCCAGAAAAGCGGCUUAUCCCGCGUGCGUGCGCACGUUUAUUCAUCAUCCCCGCUGCUUCGACUUUCAUUAGAGUUUAAGAGAUCCGAGCAAGAUCUCAGCUCAGGAGGUCGGACACAUCGGAGCUCCCACUGCGAACUGUGUGUGUGUGUGUGUGUGAGUGUGUGUGCGCGCGCGGGCGUGCGUGCGUGUGUAUGUGCAUUGGUUUUGUUGUUGGUGGGGUUUUUUUGGAGGAGGCAGCGCCUGUUUAUACUGAGCAAAGUGUAAGAACACGAGGACGCAUCGCUCCGACAGAAAGGAGACCCAGAGCAUGAAGCCAGCGGCAGUGUUUUACAGCUCCAAGAUGAUCUUCUUGAUCAUGGUGAUGAUCGCACCGGGAAAAGGUUACUUAAUGGAUGGGAAGAUGGCAGCCACUCAGAAAGGUGACUCUCUAGACAUAGAUGACAAACAUGGCAUAUUCCACAGCACACCAGACACAAUUAAAGAAUCUCCCCUGGUCACUACAGCCCCACCCUUCUCUGACCUUAACCACCACCUUCGGUUUCAAACUAUUGCUCCACCUGAUACACGCUAUCAGAGCCAGGAACAGUUCAAAGAGAGCAGAGGUGUGGACCAUCAUCUCUUCAAGUCUCUAUCAGCUCAACGAGUUCCUCAUAAGGAUGCAGUGCCAUUCUCAGAGGUGGUUACAGGGGCUUUCUCUAGGCAUGCUACAAAACUCCCUGCUGGGAGCCUACAGUGGAGUGGAGCUAUUGGAGAAAUCCAGAGGCAAAGCUCAGAGGAAAUGUCCACUGAAUCACUGACCACCAGCAUCAUGCCAACUUCCGCGCCACCUCCCUGCCAAACAGUUCCUGAAGAACAGUUAAGACAUCCAUAUGCAGCAAACACAGAAGACAGAAAGGGUAUUACAACACUGGUGAUGAGAGAAGUGAAGGAAGUAUUAAGGACUGGACAGAGACACAAGGGUCCUACCACUGAUGCAAACAAAGUGACACUGUCUGUAUCUGGGGAUCAGGAUGAUGAGACUACCACAACCACUAUUUUCACCACCACUAUUAUUACCACAAUACAGACUCCAGCUCCGUGCAGCAUCAAUUUCACAGCACCAGGGGGCUAUAUAGAGACACCACCACAAGGCAGCUGUGACUACUCCAACUUUGACUGCACAUACACCAUGACUGUCUAUAAGGGCUACGGGGUGGAGAUUCAGGUGAUGAAUGUGAGUUUGACUGAAGGGGAUUCUGUGAGGUUUGAGGACCUGGGAGGCCGUGAGCCAGUAGUGCUGGCUAAUGAGUCCAUCUUGAUAAAGGGCUUGGUGGUGCGCAGCUACAGCAACCAGAUCUCUGUCCAUUUCCACAGCCAGCAUCCCUGCCACAGCUUCUUCCUGUUACGCUACCAAGCAUUUGUUCUGAGCUGUAAUUUUCCCGAGCGUCCAGCCUACGGUGAUGUAACUGUCAGCAGUCUGCAUGCAGGUGGAGAAGCUUAUUUUUACUGCUUUACCGGCUACCAGCUUCAGGGUCCCUCCACCCUCACAUGCCUCAAUGCAACAACUCCGUACUGGAAUGGAAAAGAACCCAGGUGUCUCGCGGCCUGUGGUGGAAUGAUGAAGAAUGCCACAUUUGGCCGUAUUGUAUCUCCUGGUUUCCCGAGUAACUACAGCAACAACCUGACAUGCCACUGGGUGCUGGAGGCUCCAGAAGGACAUCGGCUACAUGUUCACUUCGAGAAGGUGGCUCUUGCCGAGGAUGAUGACAGAUUACUCAUCAAAAACGGGAACAACAUUGACACCUUGACGCUCUAUGAUUCUUAUGAAGUUGAAUAUUUACCUAACGAAGGCAUCAUCAGCACCUCUAGAUACAUUUUUAUCGAGUUUACAAGUGAUGGCUCUGGCACUAACACUGGAGCCGCAAUCAGAUAUGAAGCUUUCACACCAGGGCAUUGCUAUGAGCCUUUUGUCAAGUAUGGCAACUUCACCAGCAGUGACAACAGCUACGCUGUGGGUGCAGUGGUAGAGUUUAGCUGUGAUCCCGGAUACACGCUGGAGCAGGGCUCUGUUAUCAUCGAGUGCAUGGACCCCAAAAACCCACAAUGGAACGAGACUGAGCCUGCCUGCCGAGCGGUGUGUAGUGGGGAGAUCACUGAUUCUGCUGGGGUGGUGCUGUCUCCAAACUGGCCUGAAGCUUAUGAUAAAGGCCAGGACUGCAUCUGGGGUAUCCAUGUGGAGGAGGACAAGCGGAUCAUGCUGGACAUCCAAGUACUCCACAUGGGAAUGAAUGACCUGCUGACAUUCUAUGAUGGAGAUGACUUGACUGCUAAGGUACUGGGCCAGUACAGUGGCUCUCGGCCACGUUUCAAGCUCUACACCUCUACGGCUGAUGUCACCAUCCAGUUCCAGUCUGAUCCUGCCACCAACGUUUACGGCUACAACAAUGGCUUUGUGGUGCACUUCUUUGAGGUUCCUCGUAACGACACGUGUCCAGAGCUUCCUGAGAUCACUAAUGGCUGGAAAACUACAUCUCACCCUGAGCUGGUGCAUGGUACAGUUGUGACCUAUCAGUGUUACCCAGGCUUUGAGGUGGUAGGCACUGAAAUGCUUAUGUGCCAGUGGGACUUGACAUGGAGUGGCGACCUGCCUACCUGUGAGAGAGUGCUGUCAUGCCCAGACCCUGGUAUGGUAGAGCACAGCCGCAGGGCGAUGUCGGGUCCUCGACUGAUUGUGGGCUCGACUGUGCAGUACAUCUGCAAUAAGGGUUAUUCUCUGUCUGGAAACAGUCUCCUUUCCUGUUAUAGCCAUGAUUCCACUGGACCCAAGUGGAGUGAGAAACCACCCAAAUGCCUCCAUACAAAUGAAGCCUGUAGGAAUCCAGGAAUCCCAGCAUUUGGUGUCCAAGUAUCAGAGAAGCAGUUUUACCAAGCAGGAGAGAUAUUGCACUUCUCCUGUCGUAGUGGUUAUAAGCUUAUUGGCGAGGCAAAUAUUCGCUGCGUCCCGAAUCGACCAUCGAAGUGGAGUCACUCACCUCCAGUGUGCAAAGCAGCAGCACUGGAGUAUGUAAAUGAGCGCAGGCUUGGUGUUGCCAGAACAGAUUUCAGCAUGGAGGGAGCCAAUGUGGUCUUUGCUAUCUUCAUUCCUGUAGCUAUAAUUAUGUUGAUCGUCAUGUCCAUAUACUUCUAUUUUUCAAGGGUGCAAGGAAAGACUUUUCGAUUACCCAUGUCUGCAUCACCACAGUAUGACCAGAUCAGAGGCGAGACAGCCUUUGAGAAUCCCAUCUAUGAGACAGCAAAGAACAGUGAGAGAGUGAUCAUUGCGCCCAGACACCAGCGGUUCUUCCCUAUAGGAUACUGUUGUAAUGAGAAAGCCUGUAAGGAGAGUUGAUCGGUGGAAUAGCACUGUUUGGAGCAAAACAGGUUGGGGACCAUAGGACACAAGAGAGUAUGAAGUCUCCAUUUAGACAUACUGCUUAUGCCCACUUUGAGGACCUGAAGCCUUUCUUUGCCUUGUGGAGGUUCCCCAGCACCUUUUUCCUGUUUUCUGACCUCCUCUUAUCCUCAUCUCGCCCAUCUUGCCUCCCAGCGUCCUCUCCUGGUCGGGUGUAAAUAUCCUGAUUGUCAGAGAAUUUCCACAAAUACUGCAAAGAGUGUGGAGAAUAUGAUCUUAUUUUUGUAGAGAUUCAAUAUCAGUGGUCUAGCAGCAAUGCUUUUACAGUUUUUAUCCAGUUAUGAAGCAAAGAGCUGGAGAUAAAUCUACUGAAAUUAAAGACUAGCUGCAUCCCAAAGUCUAGGCUGCAGCUGAGGUUGGUUCCUUUCAAAUAUUUAGUCACACAAAAUGAUAAAAAUGGCACAACAAAGGCCACAUGGGCACACUAUUGAAGAAAUUUCACACCUGCAUCCGUGGUAUGAAAGCACAUUCAAAUAUGCUAAACUAGAAUGUAUUGGUGACCAUUACAUCAUCUUGUAUUAAUUUUCAAGCAGAAUAUAUUAAUAGAUUAAUUACUCAUCUUAUUUUUUUUUCAUAAAAUGUUUAACAAAUUAGAUCAUAUAAUAUAAAAUUUUUUAGACUGUCAUUGAAAGUGUAAGGGCCAUUGCAGGUUGUAACAGAUACACCAGUGCAGAUUGCAGCCUAGACUUCGACAUGCACCUACUGUCAUCAAUCGACUGAUGUCUCUCUAUGAUCAAUUUUUAUUUAUUUGUUAUUAUUAUUAUUAUUAUUAUUAUUAUUAUUAUUAUUAUUAUUAAUUUAAGUGUUCCUGUCUUCUUCACAAGCAAGGGAAGCUGUGAUACAGUAUGUAGAACUGGAAUUUUGUUUUCCAUUUAUGAAUGUGACAAUAGAUCAGUCAAUCUGAUUAUGGUACAAAAAUUUUAUUUUGGGCACAAAAUAAACAGUCAAAUUGA
This is a messenger RNA of Silurus meridionalis, 4539 nucleotides long. It is a transcript of the gene sez6b, whose product is annotated as seizure related 6 homolog b. Gene Ontology annotation, cellular component: dendritic spine; endoplasmic reticulum; neuronal cell body. The transcript is spliced from 19 exons. Bases 464 to 3523 code for a protein of 1019 amino acids. NCBI's taxonomy places the organism in Eukaryota, Metazoa, Chordata, Actinopteri, Siluriformes, Siluridae. The record is from RefSeq and is a predicted model, not a curated record. Gene Ontology annotation, biological process: regulation of dendrite development; synapse maturation.